Messenger RNA from Spirodela intermedia, 1485 nucleotides. NCBI's taxonomy places the organism in Eukaryota, Viridiplantae, Streptophyta, Magnoliopsida, Alismatales, Araceae. The record is from the annotation of a GenBank genome assembly.
AUGGGGGAAAGGGGGUUCUUGGUGAUCCUCCUCCCCCUGCUGGCGGCGCUCCUCCUCCAAUUCUCCGGGCAUUCCUCCGCCGGCCACCUCCACCCGCUGAUCAUCGUCCCCGGCGCCGCCUCCAGCCGGAUCGACGCCCGCCUCACCGACGCCUACCACUCUUCCAGCGCCUGCGGCGGGAUCUGCAGCGCCUCCCUCCCGGCGGUCUGGUUCCGUCUCUGGUGGAACAAGACCCUCGUCCGGGAGCCCCUCCUCCGCUGCUUCGGCGAUCUGAUACAGCUCCACUACGACGCCGCCUCCGACGACUACCGGAAUACCGCCGGAGUUGAGACCGCCGCACCCUUCUUCGGCUCCGUCGAGGGCUUCCGCCACCGCGACCCCGACGCCCCGUGAGCCCUCCUCUCCCAUGGCUUCCAAUUGGACCAUUUUCUUCCCAUUAUUUGAACUUUUACUGCCGUUUUUGUUGAGAAAUUAAGUAAUAAUUUGAUAGAUUAAUAUUUUUCAAAGAUGAUUUUGACUUCAUCCAAGACCCUGCGCGAGAUGAACCCGCUGUUGAUUCUCAGGGAAGAGGACUGGCCGAUGGCGACCCUGUUGCAGCGACUGGAGGCCGCCGGCUACCGCGACGGUGUUGACCUCUUCGGCGCCCCUUACGACUUCCGGUACGGCCUGGCCGCCGGGGGCCAUCCCUCCCCGGUGGGAAGCCGCCUGCUGCAGGAUCUGAAGGGCCUCAUCGAGCGGGGCUCCGCUGCCGCCGGCGGUAAGCCGGCGGUGGUGGUGGCGCACAGCAUGGGGAACCUCUUCGUCCUCCGACUGCUCGCCCGAAGCUCCCCGUCGUGGCGCCGGCGCUUCGUCAAGCACUUCAUCUCCAUCGCCGCCCCCUGGGGCGGCGCCGUCGCGGAGAUGUACACCGCCGCUACCGGCGACGUCUCGGCGGGACUGCAGCCGGUGAGGUUGCAGGUGGGGAGCUUCGAGAGUAAUUCAUGGCUUCUGCCCUCCUCGAAAGCUUUCGGGUCGCGGCCUCUGGUGGUCACCACCCGCCGGAGCUACACCUCCGCGGACAUGCCGGAGUUCCUCUCCGCCGCCGGGUUCCCGGAUGCGGCGAAGACGUACGGAUCUCGUGUCCUCCCUCUCGUGGAGAAGCUGCCUCCGCCGGGAGUUCCGGUGACGUUCGUUUCGGGGACGGGAGUGGCCACGCCAGAGCUGCUGGUCUACGGUGAUGGGUUCGCUCAGUUCCCGGAGAUUGUCUACGGGGACGGCGACGGGACGGUGAAUAUGGAGAGCUUGCUGGCGGCGGCGGUGGAGUGGUCUGGCCUGCCUGAGCAGCCGCUGAAGGUGGUAAAGAUCGCCAACGCCACCCACGUAUCGGUUCUGAUCGCGGAGGAAACAUGGAGGGAGAUCACGGAGCAGGUGGCGGCCGUUGAAGUGCCGUCAAAACGUGGGAAAACCGCCGAAGACUCUGAGCAGCUCUCCAGUCUGAGUUUCUAA